This is a messenger RNA of Echinostoma caproni, 1485 nucleotides long. NCBI's taxonomy places the organism in Eukaryota, Metazoa, Platyhelminthes, Trematoda, Plagiorchiida, Echinostomatidae. The record is from the annotation of a GenBank genome assembly.
AUGAUGCGUUGUGAGAAGCUUCGAUUGAGAAGAGGCCAAAAUUUCGGAAGCCGGAACCAGGGCGCGGCAGGAAUACAGACCAAUUCAAACCUGCAACCCAGUAAAAAACGCCAUCCCACAAUCCGUCAGCCUCCCAAAACAAACCCAAAUGAUAUCCAGAAGUGUCCCAAAGCGGUCACCGAAUUCGAAGAAGUUCACGAUUUCGAGGACCAAGCCAGUCAGUCCACCACAGUCGCACCGACCGAGUCGACCACGCUUUCAUUCAACGGAAAUCGUCUAAUGACCUCCGAUUACAGUUCGAACACGUGCAGUGAUUCCUACACCUAUUCGGGACCACUGGUGUUUGACCUACUCGGUGAUCACCUUUCGGAUAACGGAUUCUAUAACGUCUGCUCCACAUCGUGUAGUGAAUGCCGGGAAAGACGAGGAUUUCUGGAACAACUAUCUUCUAUGCGCAGCUCUUCGGCGGAAUCGAUGUCAGACGAGACUGGUAGCUGGGACUACUUUGAUCCAGAUGAGAUGUUGAGUUUCGGUCCCGUGGAUUGUUCUCAAUGGGUUCAAGACCUGAUAUUGGAAGAACCUCAGUUGGGUGUGGGAGACGAAACCUUGAAGCCAUUUCGCAAUACUCGAAAUCCUUCAGCGGCACGGAGAAUUGGUCUCACAGACCAGGAACAGAUCAUGGCGAUUGGAGGAUUAGGGAAGAAUCCGGCCUCAGUUGAAACUGGCUCUUCCGAAUCUGUCGAGGUGCGUAUCAACGCCGGAGCCCGUUCCACGUUCAAAAGUAACCUGGGGUUGAUUAUUUCUUGCCUGGGUAGUGCUGUGGGUACCGGUAAUAUUUGGCGGUUCCCUCGUAUAUUGGCUUCACACAGUUCAUCAAGAGGUUCAUUGGCAUUUUAUAUUGCUUGGGUCAUUCUCCUGUUUUGCUGGUCCAUUCCCGUCAUUUUACUCGAAUAUGCACUUGGUCGUUUCACGCGAAAUUCCGUACCAGUGGCAUUUAAAAAAUUCCUGGGCAAUUAUUCGAUUUGGAUCGGAGGCUGGUUGGUUACUUCGGUAUUCUUCCUCAGUUCAUUUCAUGCGCCCUUCGAUCCAGGCAGUUUGGCUGACAGUAGUUUGUGGAUUGCCGCAGCCAGUCAGAACGCGUUUGAUACGGGGGCCGGAAUGGCACUGCUUAUGACGUACGCGAUGUACGUCGGUCAUGAGGCGAAAAUUGUACACUACAGCACAUUCAUACCGAUAACAAACAACCUUGUGAGUGUUUACGCCUCCAUCACACUCUUCUCAACGGUCUUUUCCACUCUGGUCGCGGACAAUCCCUGUCUGACACGAUCGGCAAUCGUGAAAAUCAUUCAAACGACCGGUCCUGGAAGUACCGGACUGACAUUCACCUGGUUCAGUGGUCGCGACGCCAAAUUUCAUGUCCUAGUCCUUGCUCGUACCAACACAGAACUGACUAUCCAAAUAGAAAACAUUCUGGGACUGCACUAA